Messenger RNA from Phalaenopsis equestris, 466 nucleotides. RefSeq names its product (R)-specific enoyl-CoA hydratase-like. The record is from RefSeq and is a predicted model, not a curated record. Bases 83 to 466 code for a protein of 127 amino acids. NCBI's taxonomy places the organism in Eukaryota, Viridiplantae, Streptophyta, Magnoliopsida, Asparagales, Orchidaceae. The transcript has a single exon.
UUGAAGCAGGCCUGUAAAAUUUUUUCGAGCCUCACACCCUAGCUAAUUCAUUUGCUCCACCGCUCUCCCGCCCUUCUCCUCGAUGCGCUUCCCCCAAUGCCUCUCAACCGUCUGUCUGAUCCGACUCUUUCCUCGUCGUUGCGCAGCUCCCGCUCACCGCUUUUCAUCUUCUCCCGACGCCGUUCGGCCGCAGCUGAAAGUCGGCGAUGUUCUGCGCAUGACGCGGCGUUUCUCCGCCGCCGAUGUGGCGGCGUACGGCUCUGUGAGCGGUGACCGGAAUCCGGUCCAUCACGAUCCCGAUUUCGCUCGACGCAUUGGUGGGUUCGAUGGAGGCUGCAUCGUUCAUGGAAUGCUCGUCGCGUCCCUUUUCCCCUCCGUCAUAUCCUCCAACUUUGUAGGUUUUCAAUCUUUUCUUAAAUUGUCUUCUUUUAAUUGUGCUCAUAAUGGUUUUGCCGAUUGCAAGUAG